Messenger RNA from Trichomonas vaginalis G3, 486 nucleotides. RefSeq lists its product as uncharacterized. The transcript has a single exon. Bases 1 to 486 code for a protein of 161 amino acids. The record is from RefSeq and is a predicted model, not a curated record. Lineage: Eukaryota; Parabasalia; Trichomonadida; Trichomonadidae.
AUGGCAAAGAUGAGACAAGUUUUAAAUAUUUACAAUAGCCGUAAACAAAAAGGUUUGGGAAACCACUCCCCCGAAGAAAUGAAAAACAACCCUGACUUAGAGAAAGACUAUAUAUUUAAUAGUUUAGUCAAAAGAGACAAACAAGAAAGAAUGCCAGGCUUCAAACUUCAGAAAGGUGACAAAGUAAAAAUAGAAAUACCUAAACGCGACCCAUAUGAAAAUACUAUUGACUAUGACAACAAUGGGAACUCGACAGGUACUCGCAUUCGUGUUCGUAAAAAUAGAAGAAAGUAUACAAGAGAAUAUUAUGAAGUUUUAGGCAAACAUGGCAAAAUGUACAGACUGCAAGCAGAAGAUAAAACUACUAUUGUCAGACCUCGUUUCAAACUUGUCAAAGUUCAAGGUGGUAUACUUUCAAAGACAGUUCCUAACAAAUAUAAGACAACUCCUGACGAAUAUGCUAAAGAAGUUGAAAAUGACGACUAA